UUGAGAAAUUUAAAUUCAGUUGAAAUCAGUCAAAUUAUUAAUCGGGACUGAAAUUUGUAAGAAGAUAUCAAUAAAUCUUUCACUACUAUAGCAAUUUCUUAAAAAUGCCUUCACCGAAUUUUUUGGAUUGGUGUAGUGUAUCGAUAUCCUCGAUACACAGAUCAGUCAAUAAGAUCGUAAAUACAUGUUCGAAAACCGAAUGUGAAAUAUCACCCAACAUAGCAGCGAUUCAAUCGCUUAAUGGAAAAACUUCGGCUGAAAAAUUUAAAGACUUAAAUUUAGCAGUGAAAACAAUCGCCGAGAAUACGAAAGGAAAGGGCGAGUUGUUAUCUACAAACGAUUACAAAGAAAUUUCACCAGCCAUGACGAGUCUUAUACAAAUUUUAGUUGGCUUGAAAUUAAAAAUAAAUGCAUUGAUUAUACAAGGGUUGACAUCGGAUGAUUUAAAUAUAACUCGUAAAGCACUGAAGGCCACCUGGUUUUUUAAUGGCAUGAACGACCACGUCAAUCCUAAAUAUUUUGUCACAAAUAUCAUGCCUUUCGUCUCGGUAAACACGCGAUUAUGUAUUAUAAAAAAGUUGUCGUACGCGUUGAAUGGAUUUGAGAAGAAAGCCGAAGCAUUUUUCAACGCUUUUGUCGAAUUAUAUGGAUUCGAAGUAUGUUUGUCAAUUCUAAAGGCAUGCUCGCAGUCAUUCAUUUAUGACAAAAUUUUGGACCAUAAAAUUAAAUUUUCCGUAAAAGAAAUAAGGGCAUUAUUCAAAAAAUAUCCAAAUCUCGUGAUUCAAUAUCUGCAAUUUGGAAAUACAAAUAAUCUAGAGAAUGAAAAUAAUAGCUAUGGCUUUCGUGUACAAAUACACGAAUAUGACUCGUUUAUAUCGCAGCUUCUUAAAAAUUAUCCGCAAAUAUUUAUCAAACUGUAUAGUAGAACACCCGAAAAAGUUUUAAAACUCGAAAACAAAUUAUCUACUUUAUUCGUGAAAAAUUUGAAGCAGGAUCUCGUACAAAAUCCAAAUGUAUUUCUGAAGCUCAUGCCGCUGAAGAUUGUGAGGAAGCAUCUUGACGAAACGAGCUUCGCUAUUAUGAUAAGCAAUUUAUUCCCAACGAACGAAAGUGAUUUUAAUUUAAAAAAUAUCUUAAAAUAUUGCAAAUUUGACGAAGAAGAUAAUGUGGUUAGCUUAUUGAAAAAUACAUAUAAAGUGCUAUAUAAUAAGAGUUUGUUCGAGAAUAAAUUAUGUCUGGAGUCGCUAGAAUUUCUAAAGAUGCUACCGAACGAAGAUAAAAGUAAUUUAAUAAGGAAUUUCUUAGAGAAAUAUAACGAUAACGCGGAGUUCAUGAGCUUAUAUAAGUAUUAUUUACCGCCUGAUGAGGUCUUAUCGAUAUUGAAAAAUAAAAUUAAGAGCACAGCGAACGCGGAAGAACGUGCGGAAUUAAUAGGCCACAUGAUAAUUUCAUGUAGCCUUUAUCACAGUAAAAAAGAUUUAUUAGAAGUCUUAAAAUUUUACAAUAAAAAUCAUAAGAACGAAAAGAAUUUAGUGCUCGUGAGAUUUUUUCAAUAUUUAAAACAAGAAUUUGACCUAAAGUCGUUGAAUUCGGAACAGUGGUCGAUAUUGAACGACAUUAUCUUUUACGCUUAUGUGAAAAAGGAGCUUUUCAAUUCCUACGUUUCACUCGUGGAGCACGUCUUAGAAGCUUGUUUAUAUAACAUUAUUAUGUACGAGAAGGACAAUAAGUUGCUGUUGGAUAAGAUUUUCAAUGUUAUUGUCGAGCACAAGAUGGAGCAGUUUUGCACCUUCAAUAUCUUAAGGGGCACGGAAUUCGAAAGAGAGUGUAUUGAAAAAUGCUUCUCCAGCAUACCAUUAAAAUAUCCGGAGAAUCAUUCGAUUUGGGAAAUACAGCACGAUCGAUUAUCAUUGGCCUUAAAUUUUGUAAAGACCAUCGAUAAUUAUAAUAAAAGAAAUUACCAGGUAAAGAAAAGAGGAUCGUCCAAGAAAACUUCACUCUGCAAUGAUGACAUCCAUGAAAACAAAUUGAAAAUUAAAAAUUAUUCCUGGAUUGUGAAAUUGUCGAAGGAAUAUUUUUAUAUGAGUGAUAAUCAAGCGAGUGUAAAAAGAAAUACAUUGAUCAAAAUAGUAAAAGCAAACGCCCCCGAUUUGUAUGAGGAGAUAAUGGAUAAGAUUGUCAACAUCCGUAGUAUCGAGUCUGGAGAAGCAAUUGCGCUACUUAAGAAGGAUUACAGAAAAAUUCUCGAUAACUGGUCCGAAUAUCUAACCGAAGCUCGUAAAAAAUUAUAUUUAGGUAACAAAGCCGCAAAGCGCUUUAUCGUUGCAACAAAGUGGUAUCAAGAUAUACCGGUGAAAUUUAUUGACAAGUGUAUGGCCGAGCUUUACGAAGAGGGCAGCUUUUCCGUUUUGGCACUUUUAUUGGAAGGCCAUGUUUUUGAAAAAAUUAUAAUACCCUACAUUCCCAUUAACAAUAAAAUAGACUUGAAUGCCAAUGAUGCGAAAAUAAAUUACGAGAUCACGAAAUCGAUUAUCAAAGCCAUGAAGUAUAUUAAUCCGGUAGUUUCCUUUUCUACCUUAGCUUUAUUUUGCAAGGACGAUUACGCCUUACUUACCGAGGAUACCAUAUUCAAAGUUGCGCAAUAUGUGCCGGCCUACAAGGUCUUGGAAUUCGCACAGGAAUUUAUCAAUUGCUCGACGCCUAUGAAGAAGCAAUCCUUUCGAUUAAUCGAGAGAGUCGCUACGAAAACUGAGUUGAGAAACUUUUUGAAAGACCGCUUAAAAUUGGAAACUAACCACUCGGUACGCCUAUUAAUUGCAAAAAUGAUAUUUAAUUUGUUCACAAAAUUGCCAAACGUACAUAAUUGGAAGCUUAUGGAAAUGUGCAUCGAUGAGCUGAGCAUUGAUCAACAAGCGAUAGAAAUGUUCUCCGACUUUGCGCGAAUCGAUCCCAAUUACUUGCCAAUGUACAUUGACGCUUACAUGAAUAAAAUUGAAAGCGAAUUCAACGACAAUGAAAGCAACUUGGACUUUUCGUCGAGAGUAAAAUAUAUCUUACUACUAAUAGACAAUUUGGAUUUGAGAAUAAUGAAUUUACUUUCCGAAGAAUUAUGCGAGAAAAUUGUAAGAAAAUACUUUUUUGAUCCCGACUCCAUGGAAAUAUCGCGAGCCGUGCAAAAUUUCAGCAUAAGAUUAUAUCUUUUGCAGUCGGGUGAGAAUCUCGAAUACCGACUGAACGUCAUAAUUCAAAUUUUAAAAAAUAUCAUGAAAAACUUUAAUACACCGCAUCCGAAGAAACCGCGAUUUUACGCGGCCAAUUACACUAUUCAGCAAUUCUUCAAUGACAUGCUUCUUGAAAUCUCUUGCAACGACAAUAACAAAAAGUUAGAAAUUGUCGAGAGGAUGUUGAAGGUGCUUAAUAGUAAUUUGUCAUCGUGGCAGGAGCCAACGACGUAUUUAAGCUUAAAUUUAUAUAAGGAAUAUUUGUUGGCCAAUUCACCAAGUGAUUUUGGCGUACGUUGCGCCAAGCGCAUUUACGACAUAAUGGGCGACUUCUCCAGGAGCGAAUCCAUUAUUAAUGAAAUAACCAAGUGCUUGGAGGACUUUAUAGAUAAUAAAAUUUAUAAAGAGAUUAAAGGCCCUCAAUUGAGGAUAUGUAUAAUCGAAGGUAUGCUUAAGGAGGAUAAUUAUUACGCCAAUUUGGUAGGUAUUAAGUUAUUGGAUUGCAACGAGGUCAACAUGUACGACGAGCGCUACGACAGGAUUUUAAAGACUCUCAAGCAAAAAGAGAAUAUUGUCAUCCAGUGUAACUUGUACCAGCACAUGAAUAAAAUUUCUGCCCAAUAUAACGAGAUCUAAGGCCAAUACAACAGCAAGAUCACCACAAGAUAAUUGGACGAGUGAGGAGACCAGGGGCUUCCACGAUAAUCCAUUCU
Ceratosolen solmsi marchali is the source of this 3934-nucleotide messenger RNA. RefSeq lists its product as uncharacterized. The transcript has 2 exons. The coding region runs from base 105 to 3857 and encodes 1250 amino acids. Lineage: Eukaryota; Metazoa; Arthropoda; Insecta; Hymenoptera; Agaonidae. The record is from RefSeq and is a predicted model, not a curated record.